AUGGCUCCUGCUCUUCUCUCGCCACCGCUGAUCACCACCUCCCCCUCGACGCUCCGCACCGUCUCGCCGACGCCGUCUUCCCGCUGGUGCCGCCGCGCCCGGCCGUUGGCCUCCUCUGGGUCUGGGUUCACGAGAGACCGGCGCCGGAGCGGGAGUAUUCGGGGACGGAGGGGCCUCAGGAUCUAUGCCUAUACGGCGGAAGCUGAACAAGGGAGAUCGGAGGAGGACGCGGCCGACGACUUCUACUCUGUUCUUGGCGUCAUGCCAGAUGCAACCACGGAGGAAAUCAAGAAAGCCUACUACAGUUGCAUGAAGACGUGCCACCCUGACCUUAGUGGAGACGACCCUGAUGUGACGAACGUCUGCAUGUUCGUCAACGAGGUUUACACGGUUCUGACCGAUCCGGUGCAGCGUGCCGUGUAUGAUGAGCUCCAUGGCUACGCAGCGACGGCCGCCAACCCUUUCUUUGAUGACAGUGCGCCCAAGGAUCAGGUCUUUGUUGACGAGUUUACCUGUAUAGGAUGCAAGAUCUGUGCCAAUGUCUGCCCCAAUGUGUUCGAAAUUGAGGAGGACUUUGGGAGGUCAAGAGUCUGCUCCCAGACAUGUAGCCCGGACCUAAUUCAGGAUGCCAUUGAUAGUUGCCCAGUUGACUGCAUUCACUGGACUUCUGCUGCACAACUUUCACUCCUUGAAAAUGAAAUGCGAAGAAUAGAAAGGGUAAAUGUUGGGCUGAUGAAUGCUGGGAUGGGUGUUUCUGUCAAUGUAUUUAGAAUGGCAAGCACACGUUGGGAAAAGAGACAAGCAAAAGUGUUGGAAAGAAUCCGAACACGGAUGAUCAACCAGAAGAAUUCAGACCCGAAUAGCUCUUGGAGUGAUAUCUGGGGGUCCACAACGCGAUACCAAACCAAUGAUGAAGAAGCAGUAGAGAGAGCGAACAGAGCGGCAAGAGCAGCUACGCGAUGGAGAGAAUACUCAAGAAAAGGCACCGACAAGUCUCCGAGAUACAAACUUCCAGAGGCAGUGGGCAAAGAUGAGUAAUAACAGAACAGAGGAAUAUUUAUCCUGGUUCCUGUAUAUAGAUGGAUCCCAUUUCGUUACCUUUGUAGACUGACGGUGUGUAGUGAUAGUUGAUAUGUAGUUUGCUAUCUCUACCUGAUUGGUCCCCUCAAAGAUCCUCAUUUUUCAUCUGUACAUGGUGGUCAGGAUGUUAAUGACUAUAGUGUACAGAAACAGAGCUGUAAGCAUUCAAAAUGUGAAGAAAGCAGCAUAUACUUUGCAUUCGUCAUUGGCAA
Messenger RNA from Lolium rigidum, 1292 nucleotides. RefSeq names its product chaperone protein dnaJ C76, chloroplastic-like. The record is from RefSeq and is a predicted model, not a curated record. Gene Ontology annotation, molecular function: iron ion binding; electron transfer activity. The coding region runs from base 1 to 1038 and encodes 345 amino acids. Lineage: Eukaryota; Viridiplantae; Streptophyta; Magnoliopsida; Poales; Poaceae. The transcript is spliced from 9 exons.